Messenger RNA from Zingiber officinale, 666 nucleotides. RefSeq lists its product as uncharacterized. Bases 1 to 537 code for a protein of 178 amino acids. The transcript has 3 exons. Lineage: Eukaryota; Viridiplantae; Streptophyta; Magnoliopsida; Zingiberales; Zingiberaceae. The record is from RefSeq and is a predicted model, not a curated record.
AUGGCGAGAUGGAGAGAUCUGGGUGAUUUUCGCCUACGCUGCGCUUCCGAUCCCCUUACCAGGUUCCGUGGUGAGGAGGAUCAAGGAGGAAGCGAGGAGGAGGCAAGGGGAUCGUUGAAAGAGGACGAGAGAACAAAGAUGCGGUGGCGGCGGUGGUUCGGUGUUAGAAUUAGACGGCACUUCGCGGCUGCGUUUGACGGCAAAAAACCUGUGGCGAUCGACACUCCCCAGCAGCGCCACUCCCCUUCUCUGGUGUCGAUCGUUUAUCCAAUUAGAAUGGGAACAGGAUUUCUAUGGGCAACUGCUGAAGACUUGGCAAAGAACCGAGGAAGGGUACUGUCACUGUACCGUCAAUUAUUGAGAUGCCUUAACUCCCCAGAACUCCCUCUCACCCAUGCCGCUCGCCUUGCUAAAAAAGCAGAGGUCCGCAGCAUCUUCUUGUUUGGUGCCGAGGAGCGUUCCCUCCAUAAUAUUGCUGAGCUCAUUGAUACUGCUAAUUACUCGAUUUCCAUCCUUAAGAAAGGUCGCCUACCAUAGUAUCCAAACGGGCUAUUUAAAACUCCAAACUGUCUACUCGUCAUUUCAUUUUGACUUCAUUUCAUUAUAUGAAAUCAGAAAAUGGACUUGCAUGAUUUUACUUAAAAUUCUACAAUUUUGUUAUACUUA